AUGCUGGGUUGGAUGAAGUUGCAAGAUGGCUCACAGACCAUGCCAAUCCUGGGCUCAUCAACGUCCAGGAUAAACAUGGUCGAACGGCGUGGUACUGUGCCACGAGGGUGCGGCUCAACAACACAAUCAUACUACCACACGCUGGCUGUGGUUCUUGGUUGGUUUCUCGCAUGA
Symbiodinium necroappetens is the source of this 174-nucleotide messenger RNA. NCBI's taxonomy places the organism in Eukaryota, Dinophyceae, Suessiales, Symbiodiniaceae. The record is from the annotation of a GenBank genome assembly.